Paraphaeosphaeria sporulosa is the source of this 2892-nucleotide messenger RNA. RefSeq lists its product as uncharacterized. Gene Ontology annotation, molecular function: crossover junction DNA endonuclease activity; 5'-flap endonuclease activity. The transcript has 3 exons. NCBI's taxonomy places the organism in Eukaryota, Fungi, Ascomycota, Dothideomycetes, Pleosporales, Didymosphaeriaceae. The record is from RefSeq and is a predicted model, not a curated record. The coding region runs from base 29 to 2734 and encodes 901 amino acids.
GCUCACGGCUGUCUGCAAUGGCAGUGCAAUGGGUAUCAAAGGCAUAUACCAAGAGAUCGGACGCGGCCGCCGCGUAGCGCUCUCCAAGUUCGCCGCCGACACAUUCGAGCAAACCGGGAGGCCUUUGCGCAUCGCAGUCGACGUGUCGAUAUGGCUCUUCCAGAUUCAGGCCAGUAAAGGCGGCACGAACCCCGCGCUGCGUACAUUCUACUAUCGCCUCCUACGCCUCAUAGCGCUGAACAUACACCCCAUCUUCGUUUUUGAUGGGCCCAACAAGCCCCCGUUCAAGCGCAACAAGAAAACAGGGGGGCCUGGUGUUAGCGUUGCAUCCAUACCCGAAUUCCUAGCGAAGCAGCUCCUCAAGCAGUUUGGUUUUCCUUUGCACCUUGCGCCAGGCGAAGCAGAGGCUGAAUGCGCACUGCUACAGAGAGAAGGCAUCGUGGACGCCGUGCUCAGCGAGGAUGUCGACACGCUCAUGUUUGGCAGCGGUGUGACCAUUAGGAAUUGGUCACCCGAGCAGAAGUCAAGCAAGACACCUACCCAUGUUAACGUAUACGAUGCAGUUGAGACAAAAAAUGGGCCUUCCGGUCUGGAUCGCGAAGGCAUGAUAUUGGUCGCUCUCAUGAGCGGCGGCGACUACGUCCCGGAAGGUAUUCCUGGCUGUGGCCCUAAAAAGGCCUGCGAGGCAGCAAGAGCCGGGUUCGGGAGAGAUUUGUGCAGGUUGGCAAGGAAUGACGCCCAGGGUUUGCGAGACUGGCGAGAGCGGCUGCAGCACGAAAUCAAGACAAAUGAGAGCAAAUUCUUUGCCCAAAAGCGCCCCAGCCUGGUCAUUCCCGAUACAUUCCCUCGAACCGAUAUUCUUGGCUAUUAUACCUACCCCGCCGUCUCCAACCAGGCCGGUCUGGACAGGCUCAGAAGUGCCAUCAAAUGGGAUCAGGAUCUUGACUUGCAAGGAUUGCGCAGCUUCACAUGCGAUGCGUUUGACUGGGCAAAGCUCGAAGGUGCAAAACACUUCAUCCGUAGCCUGGCUCCAUCACUACUAGUACGCCAUCUUCGAAUGAGAGGAGAGCAGAACGAAAGAUCUCCCUGCAAAAAUCUUCAAGCUAUCCAGGAAGACGAAGCGCUUCUUGUCAAGGGUAUCCACGGGAAGCGGCAGCAUGUUGUAACAGACGGCAGCACUGAGCUGCGUGUGAGCUUCACACCAAUUGAGCUCGUCAAGAUUGAUCUGAGCAUCGAAGAACCAGACGAUGAGGUGGAUAUCCCACUAGCGUCCGAAGCUGACCUGGAUGAGGAAAUACCGAUCGAAGGCGACGAUGAAGCAGGAGGUCCCUCAAAACGAGGGCCAACAAAGUUCGACCCCAGCAAACCUGCAAGGGUAUGGGUUUUCGAGACGUAUGUGAAAGUCGGCGUACCACUCAAGGUUCAAGAUUGGGAGGCAGAACGGCAGAGACCGCUGCGAUCGAAACGAACAGCUUCAACAAACGAUGCCAGCACGACAGCGACCAAAUCGAUAGGGGGCAGACGAACGAGGGCCGCCGGCAGUGCACACCAAAUUUCCAUUCAGAACUUUGCAAAGGUGACAAAGCCUGGCGUCAAGACUACGCGAGUAUCUUCAAAAUCUCAAGCCACUGCCGUAUGUCAGCCUGCAACAAGUACUGAUAUUGUCAUCAGCCUUCUCUCACCUUCACCUGUGAGAGUGAGAGGAUCCAGCCAGCCACGAUCUACCCGGGAGAGAUCACUCUCACCGCUCGUGGAGUUACCAUCUAGUGUCACCAAAAGGAGACGAAAGCCAAUGCAGCGCGCACAUACCCUUCCCUCCAGUCCUGUUAUCAGUCUUGAAAGAGUGAAUUGGCCAUACCCAGGUGCAAUAGAGACUUUGGAUUUGGUGGAUGCACAUCCAAUCGCAUUGCCUUCGCAGACUCUCGCAAAGAAACUCAAGACGCAACAAGUGAAAGAAUCCGCAAUCUCUCAAUCCACACUUUCAAGAACGGUGACAGCCUCUCCUGCGAAAACAAGGCAAACAACACUGGAUGGUUGGGGUUCACCGGGCAACUCACCCAGCAAGUCUAAGUUCAGGAACAAGGCUCUUCCACCCGAUUCAGCGCCUGAACCUUGUCCGUUGCGCUUCAAGAUAGCAGAAGGGGACAUGGAGACUCUUGAUCUCACGCUAUCCUCACCGUUGGCACUGUCUUCAGUAGCAGCAACAGUGCCUAAGGACUCAAAAAGAGUUUCACGUCGCCCACCAUUGACAUCCCUGUCAUCAAACACUUCAAAUGCGUCGUCAUCCACCAUGGCGGACACUUCGCCCGACGCUAAACCGAGAAUCACAGCAAAGUCACUACGAAGAACUUCUCCUCGGCUCCAAAGGUCACGAUCAGUGUCAACGGAAUUCGAAUCUCUCGAUAUGACGGAGAUUUCAUCGCUCCCGUCUGGCGGUAAAUCUGCCUUACCACAGGUACAGAACGAAAUGGAUUCAGCCGUUCGACGAUCACCCCGUGCGCACACAUCUAAGAGGCCGGACCCUCCGGCAAAAAUGACAUCCCCUUCAGCAGCGUGGAAGACUCAAGUGAAGAAAAAGCGUGAAGUGAUAUUGAGGCAAAGUUUAGCAGGCGCGUGGAGCUUUGUAGACGUAGAGACCCCAGCGAAAGCUGCCGCCGGUUACGUGAAGUCCUUAAAAGGCGAUGAAAGAAAAAGGUGGCGAGAAAGUGAGAUCGAAUUCCUCGACCUUUGCUAGUGAGGCAUCUCCUGUGGGGAUGGGGAUUUUGUUGGGGCUUCUUGUAUAUUCUUGCUUUCUUAUGCAUAGCGGACGGCGUUAGUCUUUGCACAUAGCAAGCACGACCCAACUCCAUACGCACCCAUGUGCUACUCGGAAUGAGUUUCAGUGGUUCCAUG